CUAGUAUAUAAUAUAUAGCAUGUAUAUUUUGGGAUCUAUAUAAAGGUAUCGUUUCAUGAUCUCGGGAAGCCAAUUUACUUAGUGAACACUAAUGUAGCACACUAAGUUAAUAAGAUAAAACAAAACACUCUAAAAAUGUCUCUUCAUCCAUUUACGAUUCCCUUACUGUUGGUCUUUUCAAUAUUGUCACCUUGUUUCAUCUCUCAUACACACUCCAAAGUCGCUCGACUUGGUAUUUCCCCAACAGCGAGACCUACAAAAAAAGUAGAUGCCUCUGGUGAUUCUGAUCUCAAAAUGUUAUACUAUAAUCAGAAUCUCGACCACUUUACAUUCACACCGGAAAGUUACAAGACGUUUCAGCAAAGAUAUGUCAUCGAUUCUAAGCAUUGGGCUGGUGCUAAAGCCAACGCACCAAUCUUGGCCUUUCUUGGAGAGGAAUCUUCGUUAGAGACUGAUUUGGCCAGUGUCGGUUUUUUCAACGAUAACGGUCCUCGUUUAAAAGCCCUCCUCGUCUACAUAGAGCAUAGGUAUUAUGGGAAGAGUAUGCCGUUUGGAUCUGCGAAAGAAUCAUUGAAGAACGCGAGUACGUUGGGGUAUUUGACCGCAGAACAAGCCCUAGCUGACUAUGCAGCAAUUCUCUUGCACGUUAAGGAGAAGUAUUCUGCCAAAAACAGCCCUAUAAUCGUCAUCGGAGCAUCCUACGGUGGAAUGUUAGCGGCAUGGUUCAGGCUAAAAUAUCCACACAUUGCACUUGGCGCAUUAGCUUCUUCAGCUCCUCUUCUCUACUUCGGAGACAAUCGUCCUAAAUAUGGUUAUUAUUAUAUCAUAACCAAGGUUUUCAAGGAAACAAGUGAGAGAUGUUAUAAAACAAUCCGUAAAUCUUGGGAAGAAAUCGACAGUGUUGCUGCUAAAUCCAACGGUCUCUUGAUCCUGAGCAAAAAGUUCAAGACUUGCGCUCCAUUGAGGCGUAGCUUCGAUAUCAAAGACUAUUUGGACACAAUAUACGCGGAAGCAGCUCAAUACAACGGGGAUGGGGGUUAUUGGGUGACCACAUUGUGCAAAGCAAUCAACGAGAACCCACCAAACCGUAAAAAUGAUCUACUUGACCGGAUUUUUGCAGGUGUUGUUGCCUAUAUAGGCAACCGGUCUUGCUAUGAUAUCGAUUUGUUUGCACGGCCCUCAAACGAUAGCAUCGCAUGGAAUUGGCAGGCAUGUAAAUUUUGGGGCUGCAGCGAGAUGGUGUUGGCGGUAGGACAUGACCAACAAGACACAAUGUUCCAAACGGCUCCGUUUAAUAUGACCAGUUUUGUUGACGACUGUAGAUCCCACUAUGGUGUUAUUCCUCGGCCGCAUUGGAUCACGACAUACUUCGGCUUUCAAGACGUGAAGUUAAUUCUCCGAAGAUUUGGGAGCAACAUCAUUUUCUCUAAUGGAUUGUCAGAUCCUUACAGCGUCGGCGGAGUUUUGGAGGAUGUUUCGGAUACUGUAGUGGCCAUCAAAACAGUUAAUGGUACACAUUGUCAAGACAUUAGUUUGAAGAGUAAAGAAGAUCCGGAAUGGCUGGUGAUGCAAAGAAAAAGAGAAAUUCAAAUAAUAGAAUCUUGGAUUUCAACGUACCAAAAAGAUUUAAGAGAUCUUAACAUAUCAAUCUAAGUGUGGGUCAUAAUCUAAGUAUACGAGUCAAUAAUUGGUACUUGUAGUGGUCUUUGAAGAUGGAUUGUGGAAAACUGAAAGCCGAAACCGACACCAAUAUGCUUUGAGCUUUAGAUUGUUCAGGCCCAAAUACAAAGAAAUGUGACUUCAUGCCAAAAUGUCGCAUGCUACAAGAUGGUGGAAAACUCUCGUUCUCGGCAACCAAUUUGAUGUCUAUGCAAAUGGACAUGUAGACUACGUGCUACAAGAAUUUAACGAUUUUCGGCCAAUUACCCAAAUCUCUCAGUUUUUGUAACACCUCGGUCAAGAAUUUAACCUCAACAACGACAAUCAUAUAUUAGUAGCUAUGCAGAAACGAAAUUUAUAUAGAUUUUAUACUGCUCUUUUGAUCUAAAUUUCAUAUGGACCUAAAAC
Molecule: messenger RNA, 2067 nt
Organism: Thlaspi arvense
Lineage: Eukaryota; Viridiplantae; Streptophyta; Magnoliopsida; Brassicales; Brassicaceae
Source: the annotation of a GenBank genome assembly